AUACUAUGCAUUUAUUCCAGAAUCUAACAUUAAUCAAGAAACUGUCAGUCUAAAACGCAAGUGGAUACUAAACACCAUAUCCAACAAUCCAAAUUUCCUAGGUCUAUUCAAUCCAAAUCCCAAAUCAAAUGGCAAUUUCAGACUCGAAUUCAAUAGCACAAGUGCCCGUAAUGAUGCUAUUUCUACAUUCAUCGAUAUGGGAAUCGACUCAGUUAAUACAAUCGCAAUAUCAACUUCAAAAACCAACAAAUCAUCUAACGAAUCAACAGAUAGAAAUGGAGUGGUAAUUCUAGACAUUCCAGUCAACAUGAACGAAACAACAGUUAAACUAGCUUGUAACUCUAUUGGUUCAGUAAAAGACUUCAAAUGUACUGAAAAAGGUGGAUGGAAAACAGCAUACGUAUCAUUUAUGGAACCAGACGAAGAGCUAAAUCUAAACAACACAUGGUCAAUAAUGAUUAAACAUGAUAGUAUGCGG
Messenger RNA from Ambispora gerdemannii, 478 nucleotides. The record is from the annotation of a GenBank genome assembly. NCBI's taxonomy places the organism in Eukaryota, Fungi, Glomeromycota, Glomeromycetes, Archaeosporales, Ambisporaceae.